Triticum urartu is the source of this 2877-nucleotide messenger RNA. Its product is annotated as putative ADP-ribosylation factor GTPase-activating protein AGD14. NCBI's taxonomy places the organism in Eukaryota, Viridiplantae, Streptophyta, Magnoliopsida, Poales, Poaceae. Gene Ontology annotation, molecular function: GTPase activator activity. The record is from RefSeq and is a predicted model, not a curated record.
AGGGUCCCCAAUCUGUCUUUUCACCGCUCAUCGGCUUCAUCGUUGGAGCAUACUGCACACAGCUUCAUCGGCCGGAGGCACGCGCUGUCCGCGUCGCAAGGCAAAGCCAGAUCAUCAGAUUGGAUAACGUCUUUCCUUUGCUUUGCCCUUUUCUUCUAUGCUGUGUGCUUCCAUUAAGCAGAACCACACUGAUCAUGUUUUAAAAAUUAAAGCCGUUGCAGCUACCGGUUAUUUUCCUCCAACGGCCUCCCUUACCGCAUCCAUCCACACACACACAGGCCGGCCCACGCACAACCAUCAGGUCCUCUCCUCGCCGCUCCCCUAAUUCGAAGCGCCGGGCGGUCUCUCCUCCGCGCCCCCUGAUCAAGCCGAGUCGCCUCGAGCCCUCGACACCGACGGGUUCCAGGCUCGAUUGGGGUUGAGUUCUCAGUGAUGGCGGCCGCGUCCAGGAAGGAGGAGGAGAGGAACGAGCGGAUCGUGAGGGGCCUCCUCAAGCUGCCGCCCAACCGCAGAUGCAUCAACUGCAACGCCAUCGGGCCACAGUACGUCUGCACGAGCUUUUGGACAUUCAUCUGCAUCUCCUGCAGCGGCAUCCACCGUGAGUUCACGCACCGAGUAAAAUCGGUGUCUAUGUCCAAGUUCACCGUGCAAGAGGUUGAGGCCCUUCAAAAGGGUGGGAACCAGCGAGCCAGAGAAUUAUUGUUGAAGGAUUUCGAUACCCAGAAAAUGAGGGUACCUGAUAGCAGCAACAUUGAAAGCCUUAGAGAAUUCAUAAAUGCUGUUUAUGUGGAGAGAAGAUAUGCUGGUGUAAGUUUGUCCGAAAGGCCUCCAAGAGAUAUACAGAUUCAAAGAUCCCAUGAAGAGGAACAUAGAAGGGCUAGUUCCUAUCAUUCAUUUUCUCAGAGCCCACCUAAUGACUACCAAUAUGAAGAAAGGCGCAAUCGCAAGCAACCUGCAAUGCUAAGUAGGAAACCUAGUUCAGACCGAGGGCAUGAUGGGAAGAUGCCUGGAUUUUCUUAUCGUUCACAUAGUCUGCAAGAGAGAAUGUCUGAGGACCAAUUUGCAAAUCAGAGUCGUGGACCGAGGACUUCUGACUGCUCAGGGUCAAGCAUGAGUGGUACCUUUGGAACAGCACCCAAAUCACCUGAUUUCUUCGAUGAUGGGUGUUUAAGCCCUCCUGUCCAACAAAAUCAAUCAAAUAUGCUGAGUUCUAAUGGCAUCACUCAAUCCCAGAGAACUGCAUCAACAGGGAACAUAGAUUCCACAUCGCUUAAGUCAGGCAACUCAAGCUUAGCUGAUUUGUUUUUUGAUUUUGAGAAUGUUCACCGAACUCAGCAAUCCAACAAUUCUGCAGCUCCAAGUUUUGUAGCCUUUUCUGCUGCUGUAAAUGGUACAAAGGAGGAUCUCUUCAGUCAGCCAAAUUUGCAGCAACAACCUGUAACUAGCUAUCCAUCUGUAGAUUUAUUUGCAAAUAUGCCUCAUACAGCUUCAUCUGCUGAUAAAAUGCCACUGGGAGCUCAUCCAUCUGUAGAUUUGUUUGCAAAUAUGCCUCAUACAGCUUCAUCUGCUGAUAAAAUGCCACUGGAAGCUCCAUCAAUGGGCAAUGCUGGGUGGGCUACAUUUGACACGCCCCCAAAGGAUAAACAGCCUGGAGUCACUUGUCCCUCUCCUGUAGCUGACGUAGGUAAUCAUAAACAGAUUCUGGGUCGUGAUUUGUUUUCGUUCGAAACAAGUGAUAGACCAACAUUGUUCCCGACUUCCAAGCACGAAGUUUCAAUCAGCAAUCAGUCUGGUGCUACAUCUCUUGAUACAAGUUGCUCUCAGUUAUGGCAUUCAUUUGAUGAUGCAACUGGGAUCAUCUCAAAUGAUCACUCUGGUGCUGAGCCACUAAGUAAUGAGCUCACAAAUGUAGUCAAUGUUACCAACAAUCCUUUUACUUGCCCUAUUAGUUCAAAGAAAUCUCAUGGUGGUGAUUGCCAUAAUGUGUUCAUGGAUGAAUUAGCUCUAAGUGCAUCAUUUGCUCCUUUCCUAGAGCCAUCUCCAAUAUCUGAUGUUCCUUCAGGAAAACCCUUUGCUGAUCAGAUUGUGCUAAAUCCAUUUGAUCUCCCCUUUGGUACUGAUUCAGAGGCUACUAAUCUGUUCAUGGGCAUGAGCACGUUGCAAGCUGCUUUGCCUAAUUUACCAAUUUCUUUUCUUGAUGGUUUGCCUGAAUCAUGGUUCUCCAACAAUACUUCUACCUAUGUUCCGUCUGGAUCACAUGGUGGAUUAACAUGUCUUGUCGAGCAGGCCCCGAACUCUCCGUUGAGGAACAUAACAUUGAGCACUGUAUCAACUGGCAAUCCUUUUGCAUAGAGAAAGGAUUCGGCUUGGAAAUCUACAUGGCUUUGUGCUGCUUGGACUUGUGAAAAGAGCAGAGGAGUACCUGUUGACUUGUUCCUUCGGUUCACUGAACUUGUAUGUAUCAGAUACAGAUAGGGAGCUCGUGAAGGCCAUUCUGCGGAGACUCGGAUAUCUAUAUCUAUGGUUUGGCUGACAGUGCACAUUUUGUGCCCCUUGCCUCUUGGAGUUUGGGAACCCUUGCUGGUGGUGGCUUUGACGACGAUGACAGUGGAUGACAGUGGUGAUGCUAACGUUAGUAGAUGUUGAGCCGUAAGCGUGACUUAUCCUGCUAUUGCUAUAUUCACAAAACGUCAUUGCCUACUGGAAAAGUUAUUCCUAGACGCGACGUCUGAUAGACCAAUCUUCCACCAUUAUAUUAUAUAUAUACAUAACGUUUCUUGGUCGAUGCUCUAGAAUGUCGCAUGAUUUGUCAUAGGAGGACUCUGUUUAAAGGUUGUCGUAUUUGUCCCUUUCCAAGGAAGUCCUUUUUGAUGCUUA